GCGAACUACCCAACAAAGGUGCGGGACUGGAGAACCUCGAAGCGGUGCGACAGGACAACGGCAGAGGAUAGGCUGAAUGAAAACGCAAAGACAGAAUAGCCAGGUUAUAAUUACAAUGUUUUGUAGAUAUGUAAGAAAGAAGCUGUGUGCUUCACCACCAAAAUAACGGAAACGUUGCUGUUCUCUCUAGAGUCAAAGAACAGUUUCCCCCCCCCCCCUGAAAACCUCGAAAACCUGUCCGACGGAGUCCAUUUCAGCUGGUCCCACUGAGAGAAUGGAUGGACAACCCCAGGACUAGAGACCCGUUCUGUCAGCAAGAGCGAGAAGGACAAAAGCACGACCAUCUGUGCGUUUUAUGACUGAAAGAGGCUGCCAAUAAGCAGUGAGGACUGAUUUCACCUCUCCAGGUUACAGCCGCCUAUUGUUUUUCCCCCAUACAUUCCGGUGGUGGGAUGCUCCCUUAGGGUUGACUGCAUACAGCAUCAGCGGAAAUAUGGGUGAAGUUCAGGACGUCAGGGAUGCGAAGAAGAGCUUCGUCGCUCCGGCGAUAAAGUCCUUCGAGCAUUAUGACUUUUCCCGAGCCAAAAUCUGUUGCAGCCUCAGAUGGCUGGUGGCUAAGGCAUAUGGAACAGACAGCAUCCCUGCAGAACUAAAGGACCCCUUCUACACUGACCAGUAUGAACAGGAGCACCUGAAGCCCCCUGUGACCAGCCUACUGCUGUCUGCUGACCUGUACUGCAGGGCCGGCAGCCUCAUCCUGAAGAGCGAUGCUGCCAAGCCACUGCUGGGUCACGAUGCCGUCAUCCAGGCGCUGGCUCAGCGCGGUCUCUAUGUCACUGACCAAGACAGACUGGUCACCGAGAGGGACCUACGAAAGAGGCCUCUACAAAUGGGUGCCCACUUGGCCAUGAUUGACACUCUGAUGAUGGCGUACACAGUAGAGACUGUAAAUGUGGAGAAGGUAAUGGCUUGCACUCAUCAGUAUUCAUCCUGCGACUAUGAGGAGGAAAGACCAUAUGAUACAGAGGACGCUGUGACCACCUGGAUUAACAAGGUAAAUGAGUAUCUGAAAGAUGUUAUUGCUCAGGAACAGAAGAAGAAGGAGACACAGAGUGCUGAGCAGACUGGGAGUCCUAGGUCUCCAACCAAGUGGUACAUGAAGCUUGUGCCUGCUCGCUAUCGGAAAGAGCAGGCCUCUACCCAGCUGGCUCCCUGGAUCCCCCCAGUGGACAACCUACUUAAGGACAGCACAGACGGCUCGGCUCUGGGUGCACUGCUGCAUUUCUACUGCCCUCAGCUGCUGCCCCUGGAUAAUGUCUGUUUGAAGGAGAAUAUGAGUCUGGCCGACCGUCUCUACAACCUGCAGCUCAUUCAGGACUUCUGCAAAGACAACCUGAACAGCUGCUGCCAUUUCAGCCUGGAGGACAUGCUCUAUGCCUCCUCAACCAUCAAGAACAACUAUCUGGUGUUCAUGGCCGAACUGUUUUGGUGGUUUGAGGUGGUUAAGCCGUCUUUUGUAAAGCCAAGCGUGCUUGACAAUGAAGGGGAAGAAACAUCAUCCAUAUUAAAAAGUAUGCCUUUCAUUCCAAUCUCCAAAGCUACCAAGAGAAGUUUCAUGGAAAGACCUCCAAGUCCUGAAAGACCCAGUUUACCCCUUCGGCCCCAGCUUCGUAACACAGGAGAGAUCAAGAGAUCUAGCUCCAUGUCUUUUGUUGAUGGGAAUCUAGGCACAUGGCCCAAAGAGAAAAGGUCUGGGCCUUACGGGGUGUCAUUUGACAUCCCCUUUGACAAAGGGGAUUCUGCUCCUGCUGUACCUUCCUCUACACAUGGAAUGGUUAGAUCUAUCAGCACUGAUGAUGGUUCUGGUUUCAAGGUCCAGCACAUGCCUCGUGGAAUGAAGAGGAACCUGUCUUUCCAGCCAGUGAAUGGUCAGAGCAUUGGUAUCCAGGAGGAAGGCUGUCCAGAACGCCUUGCAGGAGUGGAGUCCUGCAGGCAAGCAUUCCCCAACGGACAUGGAAAUGUCCUGACAUCAGCUCCCUCUAUGGAAGAAUCCCUCCCGAACAUCCACAGCCCAACUAGACCACCUGUAGAGGGCAUCAACAAUGGUUUCUUUCUGCACAGCCAAAACCCUGGGGAUGGUGCUGGUGGCUUGGACCCUCUGUCAGAGUCUGAUUCCAAAGAACUUUUGAGCACCGCAGACACCACCGAGGUGGACACCGGCAUUCACAUCCGCACAGAGGACAUGCUGGAUGAAGAUUCCUCUUUGAAAGACCUCUCUGUAAACAUGGACCUGGAUGUGGACACACCAAGUCCCUGUCCAAGCAAUCAGAGCAAAUCUCCCUCGGGAGUGAAGUUGACCAGCUUUGCCGAGCAGAAGAUGAGGAAGCUUAGUCCAUCAGCACCAGAUUCUGGCAGAGGAAGCAGCAGCUCCAUGAAGACCACUCCAGAGGGCUCAGAGUUUGCUCUCCCACUGUCAGUCUCCUGGGCACCAACACCUGAGCACAGCCCCAUCCGUCAACAAAACACACCAGCCAUUACUGCUCAGGCAACACCCACAUCUGUCCAGCUUCCACCCAAUGACCCUGCACAGGUCAUGGCUACAGAGAUGGUGCAGCUGAGGAUAAGGCUUGAAGAGAAACGAAAAGCUAUUGAAGCUCAAAAGAAGAAAGUGGAAGCUGCUUUUACAAGGCAUCGGCAGAAGAUGGGCCACUCAGCAUUUCUCAAUGUGGUAAAGAGGAAAGCUGAUGGGGCUGUAAGUGGAGAGGAAGGGGGUCAAACUGAUGGAGAAGGAAAAUUGGCGAGCACAAGUCCCACAUUUAAAUUUGGCCAGAGCAAGGCUGAUACACCUGACGGAGCAGAACAAAGCACCACAUCCUCUUGUUGGCAGAAGACACCAGGUUCAGGAGAUGAGGGUGGACAAAGCCAUGCUCAGAUCACUGAAGCAGAUCUCUCAGAGUAUACACGUUCAAUCGAAAAGCUCAACCACUCUUUGGCAUUUCUCCAGGCUGAGAUGCAACGUUUAGCUCAGCAGCAGGAAGUUAUCAUGGCCAUGAGGGAACAACAGCAUCAGCAAGCCUGGGUCAUUCCCCCUCCUCAUACAAACCCCUCACCACAGAAACAUCCUCGACCUGGAGCUGUUACCCGCUCUUCUGGGCCUUCUUCCCCUGCCGACUCACCUCGUUCAACCCAUCGCUCUCCAACCAGCAUCAAACGCAAAUCGGCCUCCUUCCACUCACGCAAUCCUUGCACAGCUCGACCCAGUGAGCUUAAGCUGGCACCGUACAGUCGUGUCCUAACUGCACCACAGUCAGUCGAUAGCAUCCCGAGGUUGCGCAGGUUUUCUCCUUGCCAGCCUAUGCAGAGCUCCUUUAUUUAUAUGGGGGAGAAACCAGCAGCUGCCAGUCCAGAAACAAUCAACCAAGAUGGGGAUAAUACUAAAGAGACAGAUUCCAUCCUGUCCCCUGAGAGGGAGCUGGCUAGGAUGUGUGCUGUCUGCUCCCCUCACAGCUCUCCCAAGCUGCAGACCAAAACAGAACAAAGUGAAGUAGGUGCAAAUUUCUCCAACCAGGAAACAGAAUCUCACACCCAUGAUGAGAUUUCAGACACUGUAAAAGAUGACCAGAGCAGCACAGUUCAGAAAUCAUUUAUUGAACUUAAACCCACCAUUGAGUCUUCUUUCCCUGAGGUUCUUGCCCACCCUAUAGUAGAAACCUUCACAGUGACGCCAUCAGAGUUACCUCCAAAGCCAGAACCCUCCAGUCAGGCCAAAAGUAGUCUGAUUGAGGUUCCUUUGUCGGUCAUGAAGUCUACGGAGGAUCUGACAAUUGAUGACGGUUUGGAGAUGGAACAAGGCAGUACUGAGAGUUCAAAUGAUGAGCAAAGGUUAUGCCGUGGAUUCUUCUUUAAGGAGGAUGGCAAGGCAGAGGAGAACAUGGCACAAAGGAGAGCUGCACUGCUGGAAAAAAGGAUGAGGAGAGAAAAAGAGGGCCAGAUGAGGAAGAUGCAGCUGGAGGCCGAGUUGGAGCAGAAGAAAGAGGGAGCUCGAUUGAAAGCAGAGGAGGAGCGUAUCAGGAAGGAGGAGGAAAAGGCCAGGAAGGAGUUCAUCAAGCAGGAGUACCUGAGGAGGAAGCAGUUGAAGCUGAUGGAGGACAUGGACACCAUCAUCAAGCCCCGACCUGCCAAGCAGAAGCGGGGUCGACCAAAGUCCAUCCACCGGGACAGCAUGGACUCCCCAAAGACUCCUGUGAGAGCUCCCACAGGUUCACGCCAACGUUUCUUUUCAGUCUCCAGCUUGUCUCUGGCUUCGCUGACCUUGGGCGACAGUGACAGUGUUCACUCAGACAAAAGAGCGCCAAGGCCAGACUCUGCCGAUGGCUUUCUUUCACCAAGCCGCUCCAGCAGCAGAAACGGAGAAAAAGACUGGGAAAAUGCCUCAACCACCUCUUCUGUUACAUCCAACACAGAGUAUACUGGACCAAGGCUGUACAAAGAGCCCAGUGCCAAAUCUAAUAAGCACAUUAUCCAAAAUGCUCUGGCCCACUGCUGCCUCGCAGGCAAGGUCAACGAGGGGCAAAAGAACAAGAUCCUGGAGGAAAUGGAAAAAUCAGAGGCCAAUAACUUCCUGGUUUUGUUCCGGGAUUCUGGCUGCCAGUUCCGAUCCCUGUACACCUACUGCCCCGAAACACAGGAGAUCAUCAAACUCACAGGGAUCGGUCCAAAGAGCAUCACUCGCAAGAUGAUCGACGGACUCUACAAGUACAACUCGGACAAGAAGCAGUUUAGUCAGAUACCGGCAAAGACCAUGUCAGCCAGUGUGGAUGCCGUGACCAUCCACAACCACCUCUGGCAAACCAAGAAGCCAGCCACCCCUAAAAAAGUAGUGCCUGCACUGUCCUAAUAGAACUCUGUACCCCCAAUCAGUACCCAUCUCAGUUUGCACUUCGAUGUACAUAUCCAUAAGGAUUCCAACACCUGCAAUGCCAGUUUGAUGAAUGCUUAUUUAUCUUUUUUAUGUUAAUUUAUCCGCUCACUGCAUUCCUGUCGCUCUCUAUCUUGCAUAUUAUUGACUCAAUCUGACAGGAUGCAUCAGAUUAUGAAAAACUGGAUUGUUACCGUUGACCAAGUUAUUGAUAACAUUUGAGUCAGUCUUUAUAAGUACGUCUGAGUAUUGUUCUGUUUUAUUACGUGCUAAAAGUGGAAAAAGAGACAGUAUGAAUGCAAGGACAUUUUACGUGGUAACCUGAAGCACUGAAUGUUUUCAUGUACAGAUGGAUUUCUGUUUGUAUGAUUUUGUUGAUCCCGGGCCUUAUGCACAUUUUUUCUCUGUGUGAAUGCAUUGAAGGAAUUAUUAGGCUGAAACCUUUUAAGUGUUUUGAAGGGCACCUCUUUUCUUUAAUGUCUAUGGAUUUUACAGUUUGUAUGAAAAGGUUUGUGUGACUGUCAAAGGGCCAAAAACUAAUUUUAUACAGCUAGUGUUAGCCACACAAUUCACGUGUGCUCAGCUCAACAAAGCCAAGCGGUUUCAGCUUUUACAGAACAAUUUUGGGAGUAGAAGAAUGUCGCUGUAAGCCACUGGGUUUUCACCUGUGGGAUACGACACCUACUGACGAUUCAUGGUAUAAUGUAUAAUGGAUGCAUAAUAUCCAGGUAUUGGGUGAGAUUUGCAUUUGUAGUGAUACAGAUGCAAAAAUUACAUUAAGGAUGAAUGAUUCUGUCACGGUGGUUGUUUUAACUCUGGAGAAUUUUUAUAGCUGGUUUGUGAACAAAACAAAACACCUCAGUAUUAUUUUAUUUAUUUAAUCCUGCAAACAGCACCAUGUAGGAACCUUACAAUCAAUAACAAUAAUUUGUAAAACAUAUCCACCUGCUGGUUAGAGAAAUAUGACUGAAACUCAAGGAAUACAUAUUGCUCCUUUUAUUCUAAUUGAACUAAAUUCUUCUAGUAUUUUAACUGUAUUACUAAGCUCAAGAUUUAAACUCUUCAAAUAAUACUAAUAAUAUCUACACUUAUAAAAAAUGUGAGGCAAUUCCACUAAGCAAAAUACAGUCAGUUAAUAGAGCAAUUUUUUUUCACUCAGAUAAUUUCUCCUGUUGUGAAGUAAGUCAACCAUACAUCCAAGUAGUAGGAAAUUCUAUAGAAAAUAUCCAAUAAAAAAUAAGUUGCCAUAUGUCUUAUAUGUGUUGACCUUUUGAACAUAAAUAGGUUUUAACUUAAGUAAGCUAUCAGAUAGUGUGUGUAACAGCAGCCUAUUUGUAUGUUGUCCUCAAACACAACAUGUAUUAUUAAAGCUCUGUAAUGUGGUAAAUAAAUUUAUAUUCCUUGCUAUUUUAAAAAAAUUGGAAGCAAAAUGAUGCAAGGAAGAGAAGUGCAGGUGGAUCCAAGCUGCUGAAUACGGGUAGAGACUCACCAUCAAGUUUCAUUGGUAUCAAUAUCGUGUUAUUUUUGCCUCCGAAUGUCAGAUUAACACCAUGUGUGAUUUCUUUUUUUUUUCCUUUUUUACUAAAUAAAUCCUUAAACAUGGUGCUAUUAUUUUCAUAAGAGUGUUUUGUGGGGGAUGGGGUAUUUAUUACCAAAAGAAAGCAUGUACUGUACAUGCUUCUGAAAAAAUGUAAUUGAACAUGACGGAGAAAAAGAUCUAUCCACAGGAAGCACUGUCCAUUGGCUUUUGGCUGUUUAAGGCCAAGGGGGAAAAAAUUGUUUGAAGUGUAAUGAUACUGUACAGCGUGAUCAUGUGAGCUUUCUGUUUGCUAUGAUGCCUUUGUUUGUGCUGUCAUUUAACAUUGCACAGUAGUUCCAUUUUUAGAUUGUUCUUAUUUUUGUUUUUGAAAUGAAUAAACUUCAGCAUGACCUCA
This is a messenger RNA of Xiphophorus couchianus (Monterrey platyfish), 6852 nucleotides long. It is a transcript of the gene camsap2a, whose product is annotated as calmodulin regulated spectrin-associated protein family, member 2a. The transcript has 18 exons. Gene Ontology annotation, biological process: cytoplasmic microtubule organization; negative regulation of microtubule depolymerization; neuron projection development. Gene Ontology annotation, molecular function: calmodulin binding; spectrin binding; microtubule minus-end binding. Lineage: Eukaryota; Metazoa; Chordata; Actinopteri; Cyprinodontiformes; Poeciliidae. Gene Ontology annotation, cellular component: microtubule minus-end. The record is from RefSeq and is a predicted model, not a curated record. The coding region runs from base 494 to 4897 and encodes 1467 amino acids.